CCGGCGCUCUGUGGGCCUCCUCGAGGCGCUGGCUGACUGAGCCGGGCCAGGAUGGACGCGCUCGAGUCCUUGUUGGACGAGGUGGCCCUGGAGGGACUGGACGGGCUGUCGGUGCCCACGCUGUGGAGCCGCCUCGAGUCGCGAGUGCCGCCCUUCCCGCUGCCGAUGGAGCCCCACACGCAGCAGUUCCUGUGGCGGGCGCUGGCAGCCCACUCCGACAUCCGCUUCUACGUGGAGCCCAAGGAUCGACCUGAACUCCUGCUGCAAGACCGAUAUGAAGAAAUUGACUUUGAAACUGGAAUCCUGGAGUCAAGGAGAGACCCAGUCCCUUUGGAAGAUGUUUACCCCAUCCAUAUGAUCUUGGACAAUAAGGAUGGCAUACAGGGCUCAUGUCAAUAUUUUGAUAAAAGGGUAGAUGUUACUGAUCAGAUUAGGACAGAAUCUUUGCAGCCCCGUUGCACAGUAAUUGAAGCCUAUGAGCGAUGGGGGAAGAAACUGAUCAUUGUUGCUUCACAGGAUAUGCGUUACAGGGCCUUAAUAGGCUUGGAAGGAGAUCCUGACUUAAAACUCCCAGACUUCUCCUACUGUAUUUUGGAGCGGUUAGGCCGAGCAAGAUGGCAGGGAGAACUUCAGAGGGACCUUCACAGCAGUGCUUUCAAGGUUGAUGCAGGGAAACUUCAUUACCACAGAAAAAUAUUGAACAGAAAUGGUCUUAUUACAAUGCAGUCUCACGUUAUUCGAUUACCAACUGGAGCCCAGCAACACUCAAUUCUCCUGCUCCUGAAUCGUUUUCAUGUUGACAGGAGGAGUAAAUAUGACAUCCUUAUGGAGAAGCUUUCUGCAAUGCUGAGCAUUCGAACUAACCAGAUGGAGACAUUAGGAUGCCUGAGGGAAGAACUGGGUCUCUGUGAAAGAACAUUUAAGCGUCUUUAUCAAUAUAUGCUGAAUGCUGGUCUAGCCAAGGUGGUCUCAGUCCCUUUACAGGAAAUUCAUCCCAACAGUGGACCUUGUAAAACCAAAAAAGGAACACAUGUCAUGGUCCGAUGCCUCAAGCUACUGAAAGAAUUUAAACGGAAGGUAGAAGAUGAUCACGAUCAAGAUGAUGAUGAUGAUGAGGAGGUGAUUUCCAAGGUGAUCCAGCCUGUAGACAUCGUCUAUGAGAGAGACAUGCUAACACAGACUUACGAACUAAUUGAAAGCAGAGGCACCAAAGGAAUUUCCCAGGCUGAGGUGCGGAUGGCUAUGAACGUGGGGAAACUGGAAGCGAGGAUGUUGUGUCGUCUGCUCGAGAGAUACAAAGUGGUCAAGGGUUUCAUGGAAGAUGAAGGUCGACAGCGGACAACAAAGUAUAUUUCCCAUGUUUUUGCAGAAGAAAGUGAUUUAAGCCGGCAGUAUGAGAGGGAAAAGGCACGAAGUGAGCAUCUCACCAUGGUUAACUUGGCUCCAGUGCCUGAAGAGUCUCUCGCACCUGAAGGAGAGGAGACCUUCCACACUGAAUCUGACAGUGAAGAAGAGAACACCAGAAGCACCAAAAGAAGAGGAAAAGCAUCCCACGGUGAAAUGGGAUCAGGGUCAAAAUUUGGUCCCAAGCAUUCAACCCCAACAAAGGCUGGGUGGAGGUUCCUAAACCAACAUUCAACAAAGAAGAAGUCAUCAUCUUCCCUAGGAACCACUGAUGAGACUGAUGAAACCUCCAGGGCCUUUGUUGACAACAUUUUAGAGACCUCCAAAGGCUCUGAGGCCAACAUCUCAUUUGGCACCCACUCCACAGAUGAAGAUGGUGAUGUGGCUGUGAUCGAAGAGGUCAGACUUGAAAACCCAAAGGAAAAUAGCUCUCUCCAGAAAAAAGGGAAGAACCCCAAGGCCGCAGCCCAGGAGAAACCUCAUGAAACUUACCGAGUGCUCAAACGACGAAAUUUGAUAAUAGAGGCUGUGGGCAACCUCCGAUUAAUCGAGAGCUUGUUCACGCUUCAGAAGAUGAUCAUGGACCAGGAAAAGCAAGAAGGAGUAUCCACUAAAUGUUGUAAGAAGUCCAUCAUUCGCUUAGUUCGGAAGCUAUCUGAGGAAGGGCUUUUGAGGUUAUACCGAACCACAGUUAUCCAAGACGGCAUUAAAAAGAAGGUGGAGUUUGUGGUCCAUCCUUCUGUGAACACCAAUGACCCUCUUAUGAAAAGUGCCAUUGAACAGGUUCGUUUCCGGAUCUCCAAUUCAAGCACAGCAAACAGGGUUAAACCACCCCAGACCCCUGCUCCCCAGGAGGAGCUGGAGGAAGAAAAUCAAGGAAAAGAGGAAGUUGGAGGAUCAGGGGAAUCUCACACAGCAGCUUCUAAAUCUGAAAGUAGUGGACGAAUGAAGAAAACUGAUGAGAAAAUGGGCAUAACACAGCUCAAAAAUUAUAAUCCUGUUGUAGUUCCAGGACUUGGACGUUCCCUGGGAUUUCUCCCUAAAAUGCCUCGAUUACGGAUGGUCCAUAUGUUUCUGUGGUAUUUAAUUUAUGGACAUCCUUUAAAUGAGAUAUUUGAGAGGGCUGGUCAAGAUGGUGAAAGAAAGGUCAACAGUCAAGAGCCAAGUACUGACCACAACAGAGUAUGUAUCCAGGUCCCUGGAGGAGGAGAUUCGGAGGCUGAAGUAGAGCUAGCCACUGAAACAGUGUUUGUGGAUGAAGCUUCUUGGAUGCGUUACGUUCCCCCCAUCCCAAUACACAGAGACUUUGGAUUUGGCUGGGCCCUUGUCAGUGAUAUCCUUCUCUGCUUGCCUCUGUCCAUCUUCAUCCAGAUAGUCCAAGUCAGCUAUAAGGUGGACAACCUGGAAGAUUUUUUGAAUGACCCUUUGAAGAAGCAUACAUUGAUUAGAUUUCUUCCCAGGCCAAUCCGACAGCAACUUCUGUAUAAGAGGCGGUAUAUUUUUUCAGUAGUGGAGAAUCUUCAGAGACUUUGCUAUAUGGGACUGCUGCAGUUUGGUCCCACAGAAAAAUUUCAGGAUAAAGAUCAGGUAUUCAUAUUUUUAAAGAAGAAUGCAGUGAUAAUUGAUACCACCAUCUGUGACCCACAUUAUAAUCUGGCCCAAAGCAGCCGACCCUAUGAAAGGCGCCUGUACAUUCUGGACACGAUGCAAGAUGUGGAAAACUAUUGGUUUGAUUUACAGUGUGUCUGCCUCAAUACUCCACUAGGAGUGGUUCGCUACCCUCGUGUCAAGAAAAGCAGUGCUCAGGAUCCGAACAGUGAGCCUGGCAGUAUGGAGACUGACAUGGAGCAGGAGAACGCUAUAGACAAGCACAAUUUGGAACGCAAGUGUGCGAUGCUGGAGUACAUUUCUGGGAGCCGUGAGGUGCUGGAUGAUGGCUCUAUCCCUGGUGAUGGAUUAGGGGCCGCAGGUCUGGAUUCUAGCUUCUACGCACACUUAAAGCGUAAUUGGAUCUGGACCAGCUACAUCAUUAACAAGACUAGAAAGGAGAAUACGGUUUCAGAAAAUGGCCUUACAGUGAGGCUCCAGACGUUUUUAUCCAAACGCUCUCUGCCACUAAGUGGUGGAAAUAAUAGGAUAAAUAUUUUGGGAGAUGCAAAAGCCCCCUCAGAACUCCCUACUGAGAAGGAAGAGCAGUUUGAGAUUGGCAAAGAAAUGACGCAAGACAGAAACAAGAGGGUGAGGGGUGGCAAAAGCCAAAAACGGAAAAGGCUCAAAAAGGACCCUGGCAAGAAGGUUAAGAGAAGAAAGAAAGGAGAAAAGUCAGAAGAAAAAAGCAAAAAAAUGCGCUACCACGAUGAGGCUGACCAGAGUGCUCUACAGAGGAUGACACGUCUGCGCGUGACUUGGACCAUGCAGGAAGAUGGGCUGCUGAUGCUUUGCCGAAUUGCCAGUAAUGUCCUAAACACAAAGGUGAAAGGCCCAUUUGUUCCAUGGCAAGUUGUCCGGGAUAUUUUGCAUGCCACUUUUGAAGAGUCAUUGGAUAAAACAUCCCAUUCAGUUGGGCGAAGAGCUCGCUACAUAGUCAAAAAUCCACAAGCCUAUCUGAACUAUAAAGUUUGCCUUGCAGAGGUGUACCAAGAUAAAGCUCUUGUUGAGGAUUUUGUAAAUCGAAAACAGAACUAUCAAGACCCCGAGGUUUGUGCUGAAGAGUUUAAAGAAUUUGUGGAGAGGCUUAAAGAGAAGUUCAGUUCUUCCCUGAGGAAUCCUGACCUCGAAAUCCCAGACACGCUGCAGGAGUUGUUUAGCAGGUACAGAGUUUUGGCAAUCGGGGAUGAAAAGGAUCAAAGCAGAAAAGAAGAUGAACUUAACAGUGUGGAUGAUAUUCACUUUCUGGUGCUGCAGAACCUAAUCCAGAGUACUUUGGCCCUCUCGGAUAAUCAGAUGAAGUUAUGUCAGUCAUUUCAGACUUUCCGUCUCUACCGAGAGUACAAGGACCACAUCCUUGUGAAAGCCUUUGUAGAGUGUCAGAAGAGAAGUCUUGUGAACCGUCGUCGUGUGAACCAUACCUUGGGGCCCAAAAAAAGCCGUGCCCUGCCUUUCGUGCCCAUGUCUUAUCAGCUGUCACAGACCUACUAUAGGAUUUUUACAUGGCGAUUCCCCAGUACAGUCUGCACAGAAUCUUUCCAGUUCUUUGAGAAGGUCAAGGCUGUUGGCCAGGCAGACCAGCCAGACAGUUUCUCCUUCAAGGAACCAGAAGGUGCCAUGACUGACAUGGUGGCAUUUUCGCUAGAUGGCCCUGGAGGCCACUGUGUGGCCAUCCUCAGCCUUUUCUCUCUGGGACUUCUUGCGGUAGAUGUACGAAUCCCUGAGCAGAUCGUGGUGGUAGACAGCUCUAUGGUCGAGAAUGAAGUCAUGAAGAGCUUGGCAAAGGAUGGUAGCUUGGAAGAUGAUGAUGAAGAGGAGGAAGAGCUGGAUGAGGGUGCUGCGGCCAAACGCAGGAUAGAAGUGAAACCCCACCAGGCUUCCCACACCAACUACUUACUGAUGAGGGGCUACUAUGCCCCUGGUAUUGUCAACACUAGGAACCUGAAUCCCAAUGACAACAUUGUAGUGAAUUCUUGCCAGAUGAAAAUGAAGCUACGGUGUACCCCACUACCCACACACCUCAACAUCCCAGUGACAUCCGUAAUGGAUCAGAUGGCAGUUGGGGUCACCUGCCUCCCUGAUGCUUUCACCAGGUUGAUAAAUACCCAGGAAAAUUCCUGCAGCAUAGAUGAGCUUGUCCAACAACUGAAGAGUUAUGGGUAUAAGCCCACAGAUGUGUCUGCUGCUUUAGGGAUCCAGAGCACCAUUGCAGCUGCUUCCCAUUUUGGGGUAGACAAGGUGGAGCUGAGCACCCAGUUCUCCAGCUUAGAGAAGAUAGACUGUGAACGCACAAGGACCCUGUCAGAGUAUAUUCAGGACCUCUUGGCUCUGCAGCAAGUAUUGGAAGUUGGAGGCAACACUGUGCGUCUGGUGGCAAUGAUCUUUGCCCAACCCUGGCUGUUACACUCAGUGCGCUUGAAGAACAAGGAGGAAGAAACUGAUGUACAAACAGAGGAUCUUCACCAACCCAGCCAGAAGCUGCAGCUGAGAACCCAGGAGGAGCUCUCCAAAGAGAGGAGCUUCCUUGAGGAAACUGAACUGGGUCCUCGGGAGGCCAAGAGGAAGGCACAGCACAGCAGCCAUGUGGGCCCUGACCCUACUCACGAGGGUACAGAAGGUGAUUUGGAAGGAAUGAAUGAGCCACCCCCAAAGAAGGCUGUUCUGAGGGAUGUACGCCUAGAGCAUUGCCCCAGUCCAGCUGAAGAGAAAGGGGCUCUCCCUGCAGAUGAAGGAACAAGAACCCUGGAAACUCCAGCACCCAGAGCUGAGUUAGAAUCAAGUGAAAGUGACCUUCCCAUAAGGCUAUCAGGGACUGAAGGCAAUCGGGGAAAUGCCAGUGACCUGGAAAUGCCAGACAAAGAGCAGCCUGGAAAUCAGCCCCAGGCCCCCGAGGGCUAUGAGGACCCAAAAGCAGACAAUUUUGGAGCAGGCAGCCUCUCCCAAGCAAACCGGGAAAAGGAAUGUGAGAAUGUCUGCUUCAUUGGCAGGCCCUGGCGCAUUGUGGAUGGCCAUCUAAAUAAGCCAGUCUGUAAGGGGAUGAUGGAAGCUGUCCUCUACCACAUCAUGACCAAGCCUGGCAUCCCCGAGAAUACCCUGCUUCAGCACUACCAAGGAGUCCUGCAGCCCAUUGCAGUGUUGGAAAUUCUCCAGGGUCUAGAAGCGCUUGGCUGUAUCAGAAAAUUCUUCCUAAACAAACCACCUGGAGUUUCCCUCUUCUCCAAACCGGCAGUAGAAGAGGAGGUGACGGCCCCUGGCCUGAGUGAGAGGUUGACCGUGUUUUAUGAGCCCACCAUAGACUGUACGCUCCGCAUGGGCCGCGUGUUCCCACAAGAAGUGAACUGGAACAAAUGGGUGCAGAUGAUCCAUUUGUAAGAAGAGGUAUUUGUAUUCACUUCUCCCAGCAUCACUAAAUGAAAGGAGACAAUUGCCGGAGAGCUAUGGAUGGAUUUCCCAGCUGAUGAUUUACAAUGGCUUUGGUGCUGAGUAAUCUCUUCUCUCCCCACCUCACUCCCAAUUAUGACCUUGUGUUUUCUGGGCUCCAGGAUUGCCUCAGGCCAAGGACACUUCCUGCUAUGAAGGAGCAUAAUCAUGUCAACAGUGAGAUGCCCCCCACCCUCCAUCGUGAGAAAAACUAGACUCAGUGUGCCCUAUAGACAUCAGUGGAAUUGGCCUCAAGAAAUAGGCCCAGUGACCAAGAUGGGGUCUGUAGCCAACAAGCUAUACAGAAAUAUCAGUUCUCUUUUAUCCCUCGGGCCCCAUCACAGACUGCCUUUCCCCAGGCCAAUCUCAUGGCAUAUCUUUGUAGGAGCAUCCAGAUUAAAGGCCUUCUUUAGCCCACUGCCUUCUGGGGUACCAGAAGUGUCAUGGGCCUAGUAUAGACGCAGUUUAACACAGUCUGCCCAGACCAUGCUUUGUUCAGCUGCCACUAUCAGGUGCUGAAUGAAUGCUUCAUUCACCUUCUUCUUCUGUCACACAGGGAAGGGAGGAAUACAGCUUUGGGAACUGGAGCUCAGACUGUAGCUUAUGAAUUUCAGAGCUCUGAGGAAUUUUACUGGGGAAAGUGGGCCUGACCAGGUGUCGGGAGAGCCCCAAAGAGCCUUGUGAUUCACUUCCAGCAGGCUCACUUUGGUGCUUCUUAUAUUAGCUAGACCCAAUGCUUAAUGCACUUAGCUGGUAAGAAGCAGCCCCAAAUUUCAGCUGUAGAAUGGGGCCUGGUAUUGAAUGUAAAUAUGUGAUACUACAUAUAUGCUCCCUCCCGGUCAUCCCAUCCCCACAACCCACCUUUUUUAUACCACUUGUAUUGGUUUCUCCAACAGUCACUGCAGUUGUGUGUUUUUAUAUUGUAAAUGAAGUCGUUCUGAUGUAUAAAAGCUUCAGUUUCAUUGAA
Messenger RNA from Phascolarctos cinereus (koala), 7438 nucleotides. RefSeq names its product general transcription factor IIIC subunit 1 (gene GTF3C1). NCBI's taxonomy places the organism in Eukaryota, Metazoa, Chordata, Mammalia, Diprotodontia, Phascolarctidae. Gene Ontology annotation, biological process: 5S class rRNA transcription by RNA polymerase III; transcription initiation at RNA polymerase III promoter. The record is from RefSeq and is a predicted model, not a curated record. Gene Ontology annotation, molecular function: DNA binding. Gene Ontology annotation, cellular component: transcription factor TFIIIC complex.